AUGUCGGACGGAGCAACUGCUGGAAGUAAGGUCACCUUCAAGAUCGUGUUGACCAGUGAUCCAAAGCUCCCGUUCAAGGUACUUUCUGUCCCCGAAAGCACCCCAUUCACCGCCGUCCUCAAAUUCGCCGCCGAGGAAUUCAAGGUGCCCGCAGCCACCUCCGCCAUCAUCACCAACGACGGAGUCGGCAUCAAUCCAGCUCAAUCCGCCGGAAAUAUUUUCCUGAAGCACGGAAGUGAGCUCCGUCUGAUUCCACGUGAUCGCGUCGGCUGCUGCUAA
Messenger RNA from Caenorhabditis remanei, 279 nucleotides. RefSeq lists its product as uncharacterized. Gene Ontology annotation, cellular component: cytoplasm; nucleus. The transcript is spliced from 2 exons. NCBI's taxonomy places the organism in Eukaryota, Metazoa, Nematoda, Chromadorea, Rhabditida, Rhabditidae. Gene Ontology annotation, biological process: protein K69-linked ufmylation. The record is from RefSeq and is a predicted model, not a curated record. Bases 1 to 279 code for a protein of 92 amino acids.